Rosa chinensis is the source of this 4818-nucleotide messenger RNA. Its product is annotated as putative disease resistance RPP13-like protein 1. Gene Ontology annotation, molecular function: protein binding; ADP binding. Lineage: Eukaryota; Viridiplantae; Streptophyta; Magnoliopsida; Rosales; Rosaceae. Bases 262 to 3993 code for a protein of 1243 amino acids. The record is from RefSeq and is a predicted model, not a curated record. Gene Ontology annotation, biological process: defense response to other organism; signal transduction. The transcript has 4 exons.
GAGUUUAUUAUAUUCCUAGAACGUAAAUAGUUGGUGAUCAUCCCUUUCUAGCUGCAAAUGCAUUAUUACUUGGACUGGAAAAGAGAAAGGAAGAGAAAUGGGCGUCCCACCAAAAGGAAAAGUACUAAAGGAGAAAGUAAAAGAGAAAGAAAGGGGCGUGUAUCUUUCAACACUAGUAGGAACUUGGAACUAAAUUCCCACUCAACUGAGAAACCACGAAAAUUUUGAGAUUUCCCCGAGCAGAGUUUUGUUGGUUCAUCCAUGGCUCUGUUCCCAGUUCACAAGGCCUCCCUUUCCAAAUAUACAACCUCUCCUUAUCCCUUUAACUAUCACAUGUUCUUGAGCUUCAGAGGUGAAGACACCCGAAAGAACUUCACUGAUCACCUCCACACGUCCCUUGUCAACGCCGGGUUUCAAACUUUCCGGGAUGACGGACUCGAGAAAGGGAAAAAUAUCAAGGAAGAGCUUGAGAAUGCCAUUCGACAGUCACAAAGUUCUGUGAUUGUGUUUUCGAAAGACUACACCUCUUCCAAAUGGUGCCUCGACGAGCUUGACAUGAUCCUUGAACGCAAGAGGACCUCCAAUCAUUUCGUUUUACCAGUCUUCUACGACGUUGAUCCAUCCCAUCUGAGGAAGCAGACUGGAAGUGUUGCAAAAGCAUUUACUGAACACCAGAAAACUCAAUCGUUGAGUAAAGUGAGAAGAUGGAGGACAGCACUUAGAGAAGUUGCAGAUCUAGCAGGAAUGAAUUUACAAAAUGAAGCUGACGGGCACGAGUCAAAGUUUAUCCAAAAUAUUGUUAGAGUGAUUCAAGACAAGCUAGGUCGUGUGCCCCUACGCGAUGUCCAGAAGGAAUUAGAGGAUAAGUUGUUAUCUGUUAACCCUGUUCUUGAUGACGCCGAGGGGAAGCAACUGAAAUUCCAAACGACUGUGAAGCCAUGGCUCCAUAAGCUUAAAGAGGCUGUCUAUGAGGCUGAGGACCUGUUGCAGGAGAUCAAAACAGAAGCGUUGAGGCAAAAGAUAGAACACGAAUAUGGCAGUAGCACGAGAAAGGUACAAGAGCUCAUCUCUACUCCAUCUCAUGCUUUUGACUCUACUUUAAUAUACUCCAGGGUAGAGGAAGUUCUUGAAAGACUAGAAAACAUUUCGAAGCAGACAAAAGAUGUCCUGGAUUCGGAAGUAACCGCUGGACACAGAUUAUCACAAACACUACCGUCAACUUCUUUGGUAGAAAAGUCUGUGUAUGGAAGAGAUGAAGAGAAAGAAACAUUGGUUAAAUUAUUGCUAUCAGAUGAUGAGACUGGCAAUAAAAUAGGUGUGAUUCCUAUUGUGGGUAUGGGUGGGAUCGGAAAGACCACCCUUGCCCAGUUUCUAUACAACGAUGUUAGAGUCAAGCAACAUUUUCAACUCCAAGCAUGGGUUUGCGUUUCAAAAGAAUUUGAUGUUUUAAGGAUCUCGCAACACAUUUAUGAGUCCCUCACCUCAGAAGCUUGCCAAAGCAAAAACCUUGAUCUGCUUCUAUCAAAGUUGCAGGCAACUUUGAGGGGGAAAAGGUUCUUCUCUGUUCUUGAUGACAUCUGGAACAAGAAUUAUAACCAGUUGGAAUUCUUAAAGCGUCUCCUUGAGUGUGGAGCACAUGGAAGCAAGAUUAUUGUAACAACACGUGAUGAAAAUGUUGCACGUAUGAUGGGUAACCUUGAAGCUCACCGUCUCAUGCCACUGUCCGAGCAAGAUAGUUGGUCAUUAUUUAAAAAUCAUGCCUUCAAAAAUGCAGUUGUUGGUGCACACACACAUCUUGAAGAAAUCGGUAGACAAAUUGUUCAGAAGUGCAAUGGUCUUCCUUUGGCUAUUAAGUCCCUUGGGGGUCUCUUAUGUUCUAAACUGUUAAUGGAGGACUGGGAAAGUAUAUUGAACAGUGACAUGUGGGAGUUCUCAUCCAAUGAGAGUGACAUUCUGCCAUCUCUAUGGUUGAGCUAUCAAGAUCUGCCUCUACAUCUCAAGCGUUGUUUUGCCUAUUGUUCACUAUAUCCCAAGAACCAUGUAUUUCAAAAAUCAGAGUUGAUUCACUUAUGGAAGGCUGAAGAUCUAUUGCAACAUAAAAAAAACAAAAUGGCAGAAGAAGUCGGACAAGACUACUUCAAUGAUCUAAUCUCAAGAUCAUUUUUUCAACUUUCAUCAAGUUCCGAUCACUAUUUCAUCAUGCAUGACCUUAUCAAUGAUUUAGCAAGCUUUGUAUCUGGAGAAUUUUGUUUUAGGUGGGAGGGCAGUGAUUCACCCAACAGUUUGAGCAAGAUUCGUCAUUUUUCAGAUAUGUCAGUAUAUUAUCAUGAUGAAGCUGAUAGCGUAGAGAUGUUUGAGGCUUUACAGCAAGCUAAAUGUUUGCGCACCUUUCUAUCAUUACCACGUCUGUGGAGGAAGUUGCACAAAGGACGAUGUGAUAUAUUGCCAAAAUCACAAUGUUUAAGAGUGCUCAAGUUAUAUGGGCACAAUAUUAAGGAAUUGCCUGAUUCAAUUAACAAUCUCAAACAUCUUACGUACUUGGACUUGUCUGCGAAUCCCAUCAAGAAGUUACCUAAUACAAUUUGUACUUUGUAUAACUUGCAAGUUUUGUUGUUGUCAGGCUGUCCAGGACUUACUCAACUGCCAGCCAACUUGGGAAGAUUGAUCAACUUGAGCCAUCUGGAUAUUACAAGGACAAAGUUACAAAAGAUGCCACCACAAAUGGGUAAGUUGAAAGACCUCCAGAUGCUACCAGAGUUUGUGCUAGACAAACACACUGCUCUGGAUAAUUUGCCAGAGUUAAAGAAGCUUGAAAAAUUGCGUGGAAGUCUUAGAAUAUCAGGGCUUGUGCAUAGCAGGGGUUUGGAGGCCUACAUACUGAGCGACAAGAAGUUUCUUAAGGAACUGGAAUUGGAUUGGAGAGGAAGGGCUUGGAGUGAAGAAGGCAAUAAUACCGUAGAACAAAGAGAAGUGCUUGAGAAGCUCCAACCUCACCUGAACCUGGAAAGUCUUACAAUUGAAGGUUAUGGAGGCAAAAUGUUUCCAGGUUGGUCAGAAUAUUAUUCUUCUUCUGCUCUUGUUUAUCUUAAACUUGUCAAUUGUGAGAAUUGUAUCUCCUUGCCACCAUUGGGACAGCUACCUUCCCUCACAGAGCUUUAUAUAGAAGGGUUAAGGAAAGUGGUAUCCAUAGGUUCUGAAUUCUAUUAUGGUGACGGCAAGACAACUACUUGUGUGAACAAACCAUUUAGAUCUCUACGGGCUUUAAAAUUCUUCCAUAUGAGUGGGUGGCAAGAUUGGUCUUAUGUUGGAGGUGACAAUAAUGAAGGUGGGGUUUUUCCUAAUCUUGAGGAACUUGAAAUAUCAUGCUGUCCCAAUCUUACCGGGAGAUUAGCGUCAGACAGUCUCCCAUCUCUUGUGUCUUUCACGGUAUGGAUUUGCCCAGAAUUUGAAUGUUUUCCGGAAGAUGGAUUCCCGUCAAAGUUAAAAUCACUUGACAUCCGCGAUUGUAAAAAAGUGAAUGCAAAGAGUAUGCAGAAUCUGAACAAGGGUCUUCGAACACUCACCUCUCUUGAAGAUCUAUCACUUGAUUUUGACUGCGACGAAAAAGUAGGUUGGUUUGCGGAGGAGGAGGAGGAGGAGGGGCUGUUUCCCAGCACUCUCACAUAUCUCCAGAUCUGCCGCCUGAAUUGUGAGACCAUCGACGGCGUCAAGUGGUUUGGCCAUCUCAACUCUCUUCGAGAAUUGAUUAUAUUUAAUUGCCCUGCGCUCCGGUGCUUGCCAGAUAGUGGACUACCCUCUUCUCUUCAAGACUUGCAGAUUUGGCGUUCCCCUGCUCUGCAGUGCUUGCCAGAUAGUGGACUACCUUCUUCUCUUUCUCGUCUAUAUAUCGGUGAAUGUCCUUCGCUUGAGAAACGGUGCCAAAGAGAGACGGGUGAAGAUUGGCCCAAGAUUGCUCACAUCAAGCACAUACGUAUCAAUAUGGUAAUGAUAUGACAACGACAGAGGGCUUGCGUUCUGAUCAAUUUGGCCAUGUCUUAGAGGGCUUGCAUAUUCUGCGUGUAAGAUCCUAUUGUUUGAACUCGCUUGAACUCAUGAUCGAUGGGUUUGACAUGCAACGACAUGCCAUUUGAAGGAGAAACAGACCAUUUCCAUUUUCUACGCAGUUUCGUGGAAAGUGAGCAAAAUUUCUUGAUAGGCCAAGGUUGCUCGCAGGACCAAUAUUGCCAUGUCUUGAUGUCUGAGUUGUAACUUCUUCUCUGUUGGAGUUCCCUUCCCAUGCUAGACAUCUAAUUAAUAGGUAUUAUAAACCGAGCUGGACUCUGUCUUGGAGAAAAGAAAAUAUAGAAAUAAAAAAGGACGUUUCAAUCCUCUAAUAAGAAGGCGUGCUGCUGCAGUUAAUUGGUUUUCGUUAUCUCUUCUCCUCCCUAGAAGACUAGAAGGGUCUGGUGAAAAGAAGAAGUCAUUUUGAUAUAUGUAUUUUCCUCCAGAAGCCUUAGCUGCAUAGAGAGCGUGAGUAUUCAUUGCAAAAGGAGAGAAGAAAGAAAGCAAUCCUUCUUUUACAGCUUUCUUGUGAGUGUGUACCCAAGAGUGUUUCUUUUGAGAGAUUUUCCUCUAGUGAUCUAGAGAGAUUGGUGGUUGUAAAUCCAUUUUCAUAGUGGAAGCUCUUCAGUCUUCAGAGAUUGUCCCGUGGUUUUUCCCUUCACAUUGGAGGGUUUCCACGUUAAAUUUGGUGUCUCUUUGUUGCUCCUAUAUUUCUGUCAUUGCUCUGUUUUGAUUAGCUUUGCAGUUCUGGCUUUCUAUAUCGCUGCUUAAUCUGUU